Molecule: messenger RNA, 924 nt
Organism: Naegleria gruberi
Lineage: Eukaryota; Heterolobosea; Eutetramitea; Acrasida; Naegleriidae
Exons: 1
Coding region: 1-924 (307 amino acids)
Source: RefSeq, a predicted model, not a curated record
AUGCCUUCUCAGAAAGAAUUAUUUCAAAUGUUUUUAACAAUUUUAGCCUUGAUGGGAGGAACAAUGUUUAUUCUUUCUGAUUUCUUCUUGAAUAUUCUAGUUAGAAAAUCUAUGAAAUUGUUGGGAUGGAAUGAAUUGUUUGAUUAUGAAUCAAUUACUGGAUGCUUUUUGUGUGGAUCAAUGCAAGUCCAUAAUUUAAAAGUGAAAAAAUUAUACCUGUCUCAAAAUCAGUCAUUGAGUGGGAAUAUUAAUGAUUUGUACAUUGUGAUACCAUGGUAUCUUGUGGCAAGAGAGGUCAUUGCAAAGAAGUGGAAUGAAAAAUCAAAAUCAUUUCUUGCUCUUCCACGAUUUGUUGUAAUUGGAGGUGAUCUAAAUUGCUCAAAUGAAUCAAGUUCUCAAUCAGUUGCAGAAUCACUUGGAUUUGAUACUGUAAUUGUGGAAGGAAUGGGAUUUUUUGAUUUGAAAAUCAAUGGAGAAAACCUGUCAAUUGACAUUGAUCGUUUAGAGAUUUUUGACUCAUUUGCAUUCGAAAGGAAUGCCUCUAAUUUCCAAUCACUUGCUCUGUAUUCUAAUGGAAAGUUUAAAGUGAAUAAUGUCAAAAUUUUGAGUAAUAUUCACCAUGACGAUCCUACCAAAAACUUUGACAGAUCCAAACAAGAUGAAAAAUCAGUGAGCUACUAUAACUGGGUUCAAGAUAAUACAAAUAACCUCUCUACUGAGUGGCUCUUCGAAGAUGGUAAAAGCAGUCACACAUCUGUUGCCGUACUAUGUAAGAAACACAAUCAACACAACUUUAUCCAAAUGCAAACUCACUUGUCCAAUAAUCCAACUCCUCACAACACCUUCAAUAUUCCUCCUGAAAAAUUCCAACAAUCACAAAUUAUUAACUAUCUCUCCCAAUACCUUCCCUCAUUUAAAUUUUAA